AUGGAAUACGAGAAGCAGACAUUUGCAGUGCACAUAUGCUCGAGGAAUGGCGCAAUUCCAACCGAAGUAUACAACAUGGCCGGUGGCGUACCCAGUGAGUACUUCGAUGUUGGCAUUCCGGAUGGCACUGGCAACACUUAUCCACGCUUCUACUACGAUUCAAGAGAAGGCCGCUGCAUUCAGUUCUCGGUCUCAUUUUCUUUCACUAUACACUUCUGUCACAUUUACAACCCAUACGAUUUUUUAUGGAUCGCUAAAAAAACCUACCGCAGAAAAAUAGGAAAUAACACAAUACAAAGUACAAAGUAA
Messenger RNA from Gongylonema pulchrum, 309 nucleotides. Lineage: Eukaryota; Metazoa; Nematoda; Chromadorea; Rhabditida; Gongylonematidae. The record is from the annotation of a GenBank genome assembly.